Molecule: messenger RNA, 2590 nt
Organism: Pogoniulus pusillus (Red-fronted tinkerbird)
Lineage: Eukaryota; Metazoa; Chordata; Aves; Piciformes; Lybiidae
Gene: BCAN
Product: brevican
Exons: 10
Coding region: 80-2590 (836 amino acids)
Biological process (GO): skeletal system development; positive regulation of neuroblast proliferation; cell adhesion
Cellular component (GO): synapse; perineuronal net
Molecular function (GO): hyaluronic acid binding
Source: RefSeq, a predicted model, not a curated record
CUCUCCACCAUCCAAAGCUCAAGCUUACCCUGAGGCCACGCUGGUGCCAACCUCUCUGUGCCCUCCAUGCCACACAGCCAUGGGGCACCUGAACCUUCAUGAGCAGAGUCCUCUCCCCAGCCUCUCCUCCUCCAUCUCUGCCUUCAUCUUUGCCUUCCAAGCCCCCUUGGUGACUUCUUCUCUCACAGGGCAGAGCAUGGCCUCAACCCUCCCCCUGCUGCUGCUCUGGGCUCUCACCCCCACGGUGAUACCAGAGAUGUUUGGCCCUGAAGAUGCCACAGACGACCUCAAAGCUCUGCAGGUCUCCAUCCCUCGGUACCCAGCCCCGGAGGCAGUGCUGGCAGGGGACAUCACCAUCCCCUGCCUCAUCACCUACCUCGGCCCUCAGCCCACCGCUGGCACCGCUGGCACCGGCGGGCGCCGAGCCGUCCUGGGCACUCCCCGGGUCAAGUGGACUUUCAUCUCGGAGGGCAACGAGGUGGAGAUCUUGGUAGCCCGCGGGGACAGGGUGAAGGUGAGCGAGGACUACCGGCUGCGGGCGUCGCUGCCGACCUUCCACCGGCGCUACACCGACGCCUCCCUGCGGCUCACCGAGCUGCGCCCCAGCGACUCGGGCAUCUACCGCUGCGACGUGCAGCAUGGCAUCGAGGACGGGCACGACCUGCUGCGCCUCAGGGUCAAAGGAGUGGUGUUCCACUACCGGGAGGGUUCCCUACGCUAUGCCUACACCUUCCCCGAGGCUCGGGCAGCCUGUGCCAGGAUCGGUGCCAGCAUUGCCACCCCCGAGCAGCUCUAUGCUGCCUACCUGGGCGGCUACGAGCAGUGCGACGCCGGCUGGAUCUCAGACCAGACCGUCAGGUACCCCAUCCACACGCCACGGGAGGCCUGCUAUGGAGACAUGAACGGAGUGCCAGGGGUGAGGAACUAUGGGGUGGUGGACCCCCAGGACAUGUACGACGUCUACUGCUACGCCGAGGACCUGCCAGGGGAGCUCUUUUUGGAGACCACCCCCGGCAAGUUCACGCUGGCAGAGGCUGCGCGGCGCUGCCGGGCGCUGGGGGCACGGCUGGCGAGCCCGGGGCAGCUCUACGCAGCCUGGAGCGCAGGGUUGGACGCCUGCAGCCCCGGGUGGCUGGCGGACGGCAGCGUCCGGUACCCGAUCGUCACCCCCCGGGAGCGCUGCGGCGGAGCCCUGCCCGGAGUCAAAACCGUUUUCCUCUUCCCCAACCGCACCGGAUUCCCGCAGCGGCACAGCAGAUACGACGCUUACUGCUUCCGAGAAGGGACAAACUCCAUCCCUGAGGGUGCCCGAGAGCCCGAGGGCUUCCAGGAGAUUGUGGCGGUGGCACAACAGCUGGAGGAGCUGCAGCUGCCCAGGGCGCCCACCGAGCUCGAAUCGCGAGGGGCGAUUUUCGCCAUCCCUUUCUUGCAGGAUCCUCACCUGGAAAAGCCAAGCCAGACCCCCCCGGAAGACUCAGCGGGGUCAAAACCCCAACACCCCCCGCUAGAGACCUCCGUGUCCUCCUCAGAGGAGGAAGAGGGAGCGGCGCUGGGCAGGGACCUUGGCAGCAGAGGGCAAGACCCCUGGCAGCCCACGGAGCAGGAUGGAGCCCCUGGCACACAGACGCACUCCACGGCCCCACGGCCAGGCUCGGAGGGACCCACCGGUGCCUCGUCCCCAGUGGGAGCUGCAGCAGAGAGCAGACAGCCUGGUGGGACCCUCCGAGGCGGUGCCAAGGCUCCGGAUGACGCCGAGCUCUCGGGGGACGUGGUGGAAGGUCCUGGGGGGUCCCCGCUGCCCGCCGCGCCCCCACCCGAGGAAGGAGAGGAACCGUCGGGGGCCCUGUGGCUCCCCUCGCCCGCGGCCCCGGGGGACAGGGGGACUGUCCCCGAGGCGGAGGUGACAGCGGGCACGCCUUGGCACACGGAGGUGCCAGGGACGGGAAGCCAAGAGGUUGUGCUGCGACCUCCGGGCACCGAGCGUGGGAUUCCUGCUGGGUCUUCAGAAGAGGAGGAAGAGGAGGAGGAGGGAGAGAAGGAGGAGGAAGAGAAAGAGGAGGAAAAGAAAGAGGAGGAAGAGAAGGAGGAGGAAGAGAAGGAGGAGGAAGAGGAGGAGGAGGAGGAAGAGCAGCCCACCCCCUCCAUUGCCACCCUGGAGGGUUUCCUUGCAGCCAUUCCGGGAGAACCAGGUGGCUGCCACCCCAACCCCUGCCUCAACGGAGGCACCUGCACGGAGGAUGGUGCCCACCUGGCAUGCCUGUGCCUGCCUGGCUAUGGAGGCAGCAGCUGUGAAAGAUCCCUGCGGCAGUGCAGCGCAGGCUGGGACAGCUUCCAGGGCGCCUGCUACAGACACUUCUCCACCCGGAGGAGCUGGGAGGAUGCCGAGACCCAGUGCAGGCACCACGGGGGGCACUUGGCCACCAUCCUGACCCCCGAGGAGCAGGACUUCAUCAACGGUAGGUGCCCGGGGGGGGAGGGGAGGGGAGGACGGGGGGAGGGAGUGGGGGGAGGGAGCCUUGGCAGGCCUCAGGGGGAGGCUGCUGAGGUAAAAAACGUGGCCAAGAAUGGAGGCAGGGCCUGGGGAUGCUGA